AUGAUGGAUACGCCACCUCCCUUCUGCACGGCUACGUUCACUGAUUUAUCCAAUAAAAUGGCCACGAUGGAAGAGAAAACUAAGUUUGAAGAGAUGAAGCCUAAGAAAUUGCAAGCAGAUAUGGCAAGCAGACAGAGCAAAGUAAAGAGUUCUGGGAAGAAAAAGAUUGGGAAACAUCCAGGAGUUCAGAGAAAGAAAGCGAAAUCAAAAUGUGAUGAAAAGUUUAUAUCUACAAAAGUGGCAAGGAGACCGGAGACGUAUAGCUCAGCUUAUGAUCAACCAUGUGACAAAGAAGAUGAAACUGAGAAGACAAAUCCUCAAGACACUACCACUGAAGUAUUUCGUUUUAGCAAAGAAGAUAAACAAGAAAUACUGGGGAUGAAAGAUCAUGUGCAGUCUAUUGCAUGGAGUUUGAAACACCAAAAACCCAUAAUCACACUCUAUGAAAAAGAUUACAAAGAAACCAAACGAAAAAUUAUUGACAAAUAUGCAAAUAAACUUGGUGGAAACCAUAAAUUUGUUUUUGAAAGAGUUCAUCAAAAUCCAAGAAUGAUUUCCACCUAUCACGAUGCCAUGUUACGAUGGGCUGUUUUCUCUGAUGUAUCUUCCUCUGGAACAGUGGGAGGGUAUGUGUCAAAAGGUGAAAAUGUUUGGUAUGCUGCAACAUGUAGGCAUAUUUUUGCCCCUCAUAAAAGGGGUGAUAGAGCAUGUCAAUUUUUAGAUGAGAACAAGGUUGAGCACAUAGGUACAAUAGAUUACCAUAUUGAUAUGACUGAUGAGGUGUGCACUGGGAAUGAUAAUAUUCCAUUCACUUUCGAUAUUGCCCUGGUAAAAUUGAGUUCAAAUCUAAAUUCUAUGAAUAACAGAAGCAUUUGCAAUUGUAAACUGUUUGAAUUUGAAAGCUUGGAAGAUCUUGAGAGAAAUCUUGGUGGCAAAGUGGUGCAAAAAAUCGGUAAUGCAAGUAAGUUGACCAAGGGGUUAGUAGACAAGGUAUAUUGGGGAGCCUUAAAUGUAGAUGGUAAAGAUACCAAAGUGAAUAAUUCUCUGUUCAUUGAAAAUGAAGAGAAAGGUGCACCCUUCUCCAUACCAGGUGACAGUGGUGCAUUUCUCUAUAUGAAAGAAAAAAAUGUCAAUUGGAUAAUAGGUAUGUGCUACUUGGUUGGAAAAUCACCAGAUAGUAAGAAAACUAGUGUAGUUUUUCCUCUGGCCAAUGCUCUGAAUGAGGCAAUUCUUAAAAAAUAUCCCAAUGACUUCAGACCUGGCCAGAAGUUCAAUGUAAAUUGUGGGGGGCAGAUUUGUGAUACAGAAAAAAACCUUUUAUCUGUACCAAAGAAAAAAAGAAAUAGAAUCCAUAGAAUGAAACCCUACCCUACACCUAGAAAGAGGAAUUAUAAAUAAAAGGUGCAUUAAUACCUACUAA
Molecule: messenger RNA, 1420 nt
Organism: Owenia fusiformis
Lineage: Eukaryota; Metazoa; Annelida; Polychaeta; Sabellida; Oweniidae
Source: the annotation of a GenBank genome assembly